Molecule: messenger RNA, 302 nt
Organism: Perkinsus marinus ATCC 50983
Lineage: Eukaryota; Perkinsozoa; Perkinsida; Perkinsidae
Exons: 1
Source: RefSeq, a predicted model, not a curated record
AAGAAGAGGUUGCCCGUUGUCCAGAUGGUUCGGGGAUGCCUCAUAAGGUCGACAGGUGGCUGUUGGUCCAAUAUGGCAUUCUUGGUUUCGUAGCUCUGGCUCCUUGGAAUUUCGUCUUAACAGCUUUGUCAUUCCUAGAUUCUAAAUUCCACAAUAAUUUUGCUUCCAGCGUGCCCAUCAUUUACUCGGGGUCAGUUAAUGUAGCUCAUCUUAUCCUGAUCUGGGUGGGCAAUAAGUUUACCUUUUUACCCCGCUUUGAUCUGGGCUGCGUUAUGUUGUCGAUCGCAAUCGUUCUUCUCGGU